AUGCCGCCAGCGCUCAGCGACGAUGAGGCUACGGAUCGCGAACUUACUCCUCCUCCGGUGACCACAAAAAAGAGUGGCCGCGGGCGAAAGUCUUUAUCCAAGGAGGAAACCCCUGAAAAUAAUCUCAAAGUUAAGCGCGAAGAGGACGAAUUUGGGGAAGACGACCCGGAUGACGACGAGCAACAAAAUGAGGAGGUUUACGUCGUGGAGAGAAUUUGCAACCACAUGAUCGAUCCUAAAACCGGCGAGCCACGUUUCCAGGUGAAGUGGGAAGGCUACGAUGAUCCGUCCGAUAUGACAUGGGAACCGGAAGAGAAUCUGUUAGAAAACGCCCAGGAAGCAUUAAACGAGUACCUAGAGAGUAUCGGCGGCCGAGAAAAACUCUUUGAAGAGACAGCCAAUGCCCUAAAAACCAAAAAGAGGGGUCGCCCGUCGUCGGCGCACCAGCAAGCCAACGCAAACAAGCGGUCGAGGAGAAACGGAGAGCAUCCCGUGCAUUCAGAGCCGCCAUCUAGUGCGAAGGAGGAAAUCUGGAAGCCGCCACCGGGAAGUUGGGAAGACCACAUUGAUCAUAUUGAUGUUUGCGUUGAUGAACAAAAUAAACUUCUCGUCUAUCUCAGAUGGAAAAAUGGCCAGAAGACACAACACCCAACCGAAGUGCAGGCAGCGAGCGGCGGCAAGCGCCUCGAUGAGCUCCCCAGCGCAAGUCUGAUCAACGAGGGUGCUGCGUAG
Thermochaetoides thermophila DSM 1495 is the source of this 732-nucleotide messenger RNA. RefSeq lists its product as uncharacterized. The record is from RefSeq and is a predicted model, not a curated record. The coding region runs from base 1 to 732 and encodes 243 amino acids. Gene Ontology annotation, cellular component: pericentric heterochromatin; nucleus. Gene Ontology annotation, molecular function: chromatin binding. Gene Ontology annotation, biological process: negative regulation of transcription by RNA polymerase II; chromatin organization. The transcript is spliced from 6 exons. NCBI's taxonomy places the organism in Eukaryota, Fungi, Ascomycota, Sordariomycetes, Sordariales, Chaetomiaceae.